AUGUUUUUCAAAGUCAUUGCUUCUUCGACGAUAUUAGCCGCGUAUGCGCUGGCAGCUCCAGGAAAGGAUAUACAAGAUGGCGCACCCCAUGAGCUGGUAUCCGACCCUUCUAGCCAGCAAGUAACCUCGUCAGAAGCUUUCACGACUGGUGCUGGAAAUUAUGACAAUGGUAACAUCUAUGACGGUACUGGUAAUGCCGGUACUGACCAGUAUAAUUGCUAUUACGGUGGUUGGGAAAACUUUCCUCCUUCAUCGCAAUGGGUCGAGUUUGAUGCCAUGUGGAAUUAUUCCAAGUCUGCAAUGUCAACAUCUUGUUCCGAUCUUGGUGUGGGAUCAUGCUCAGAUGGAGCUGGAGCAUUUGGCGAUGGGGACACCGGUGAACAAAUUGGCUUGAUCUGGAAUGCUAUUCAGCAGGUUGCAGAAGCCUCGUUGGUUGAUCAUCGCUUUAUUCUCGCUACAAUCCUACAAGAAUCUUCUGGAUGUGUCAAUGUGUGCGCAUCGACUAAUCCGGACCCUUCACAGCCAGACAAUCCAGGUCUAAUGCAAUCUGAUGGGGGGGUAACUUUCAUUGGCAAUUCAGCUAGCGAUUCGAAUCAGCAGGCAAGCAUAACGCAGAUGAUUAUUGACGGUACUCAAGGGACGGCUGAUGGCGAUGGCCUGGUACAAUGUAUCAAUCAAUAUGGAAAUAUCUACGAAGCCGCUCGAUGCUAUAACUCAGGAUCAGUGGACAGCUCGAACUUGAACAAUGGUGAAGGAGCCACUGACUCGUACGUGAACGACAUUGCUAAUCGACUGACUGGAUGGUUGUAUGCGAACUCAAACUAUAAUAACUGUUGA
Molecule: messenger RNA, 837 nt
Organism: Talaromyces amestolkiae
Lineage: Eukaryota; Fungi; Ascomycota; Eurotiomycetes; Eurotiales; Trichocomaceae
Exons: 5
Coding region: 1-837 (278 amino acids)
Source: RefSeq, a predicted model, not a curated record